Episyrphus balteatus (marmalade hoverfly) is the source of this 3679-nucleotide messenger RNA. RefSeq lists its product as uncharacterized. The coding region runs from base 502 to 3384 and encodes 960 amino acids. The record is from RefSeq and is a predicted model, not a curated record. Lineage: Eukaryota; Metazoa; Arthropoda; Insecta; Diptera; Syrphidae. Gene Ontology annotation, cellular component: nucleus. The transcript has 6 exons.
CCAUCUCAAAACAAUCGCGCCUUUCAGCAACAAUACAAAAAUGAACACAGAUACCGCGGCCAUUUUAAUUGCGUGCUGUCAUUUAUAAUUCGUGACGCGUAUUUCAACUAAUUUACCGUAUUAAUCAUUGCAUUUAAAACAUAAAAAUAUAUCCAAAAUACAAAUAAGACUUUAUUUUAAUGAUUUUCAAUUAAAUAUCAUCAUCAAAUUGGCCGUAAAUGUGUUAAAAUUGCAUCCAAAAAUUCUCGUCGACAGAAACAGGAAAAGUGAACUCUAGAAAAUUUUUUUGCAAGAAAAUUUGUUCCAACAAAAAAAACCCCUACCAGUGAAUUCAGCGUUAUGUUCAUCCGCCAGCUCUAAACAAAAUAACAAAAACAACAACAAAAACGCCGCAGUGAAAAAGGGAUACAAAAUCAAAAUAAUACAAAAACAUAAACUGAGCGCGUAUAGGAUAGAGUGAGUGAGUAAGGGGUGAAAAAAAACUCAAGUCGUAAUUUGGAUAUGUCAUGUCAGCAAGCACCUAGACUUACUGAAGAUCCGUAUGUUUUUACGGAAGCAGUUUCAUCAACACCAGUUUUAUUCAAUCCUCAGAAAUCAAGGCAUCCACACAAUCCCAAACCUGUUAACAACCAACCUCUUCUUCAUUCACAACAAACAACACGCGAUUCAGGCAAUGCCAACAACGUAACCCAACAAUUCUUUUGCGGCCGUUUUAACGGCACAACAACAGCAAUUGAAACACCGUCAGCAUCCAUUACCCAACAGCAGCAAAUUAUCAAUGGCAUGCAAAAGAAUGUCAUAUCGAUAACAACGAUUAGUAAUGGCAAUAGCCAUUCAAAUGUUGCAUCUAAUAAUAAAUUACAGCAACAGCAACAGCAACAACAGCACCAUCAUUCACAUCCUAAAAUCGUGACAACAGCUGCUGUGACAGUAACGCCAACAACAGCGGCGUCAUCUUGUUGUUCGUUGCCAACACAAGUAAUCUCAUGGAAUCAAACGCCGACAUCAACGUCAUCAGCGUCCCCACCCGCCCAACAUCAUCAUCAGCAACAAAUCAACCAUCUUCAUCAACAACAACAACAGCAGCAACAACAGCCGCAACAAUCUUUCUUUACAUUAACAAGUAAUUGUAGUGGUGGUGGUAAUGUACAGAAUUUGUCUUCCCCGUCAACUCUACUACCACCGUCAAAUUUCCAUCAAAACACUUUGGCACAACAGCUUCAGAAAGUUGGAUCGACAUUGACAAAUACAAAUUCAACAAAACCUGCGCAAUGGCAAAGACACCAGCAACAACAACAACAACAAUACUCAAAAGUCUCAGUUUAUCCUCAAAAUGCGCCACUACCUAACAGGGUAGUAGAAAAUGUUGUGACGUGUCAUGCGACGUCAUCUUCAUCCUCCACUGCACAACCUUCAUUUCCAUCAGAUUCAUCAUCGUCAUCAGUGCAACCAAAUCAUUCCGAUAUAAAUGAAAUUCCAGUUAGUGUUAUCUACCGAACAACUCCCAUUAAAACUGAACCAGGAACAAGUCCCAGAGUUGUUCGAGAAGCGGCGGCGACGAGUACACCAACUGCACCGUCGCCGUCACCAAAUCGCAAAUCAUCUGUAAAUGAUUUAAGUGACAAGAAUGUUGUGUUCGCCACACCUGCCAAAAGAGACUCUCGGGUCUUAUCGUCUUCCGCUAAAAAAUCGCUUAAAAGCUCAACUAAUGGGCCACCUGGCAAAGCGAAACGCUCACAGAGUCAAACAACCCACCAUGAAGCUUUACCAAGAAUACCAUCGAUCAACCAACAUCAUUCGUCAUCAACUUCAUUGCCAUCAGCAACACCAGUGUCGUCUACUUCGUCUUCAUCAAUACGACGAAGACAAAAAAAUCGUCGAAACAGUGGCGAAUGGCAUGCCCCUGAUACGUAUAUUUUUGAUAGUGUAUCGCCGCUAACUUCACAUAUUGAACGUCGGCAACGUACAGCAGAGAAAUGUGAUAUAACAAUAACGUCAGCCAAAGCUUCUUGCGUGCAAAAACAUUGGUUGGGCGUUUAUGAUUUGAAAGAUCCGGAUAGCGAUAACAUAUCAGCGAGGGCCCCGAAUAUUGGCAGAGAAGAGCGUAUUGAACGGCAUAAGGCAUUGUUGCGUCGACAAGCUGUGCAGUUGAUUUCAUCGCAUGCGUUUUUGAAACCAACAGCGGCUAGAAGUCGACUGGUUUUUGUUUCGAAAUUCUUGCAAAAACUUAAAAACCAGGAAGAUGUUGAACUUGAGAAGAAAUGCUGUGUUCCAUCUUGUUCAAAUCGAGCUCUCGCAUUAACCGCCCAAUGUUACAUACACAUAACGGGCAAUGUAGACCAACAUUUGUUCCUACCUUGUACGGCGAAAUUCGCCGACAAUACCCAAUGCCGCAUUCCAGUGUUUGAUAUAUCACAUGAGCUUCCGUUGUGUCGUGAGCAUGGUUGGAAACGUGACAACUACAAUCGAAUAGUUCAGGAGCAAAGGCCAAAAAUAAAAGUUAUACAAAAGCGUACAAAAUCAAAUGGUAUGUGUGGCCGACCACCUAAACGCAGCAAGAAUAAACGAAAAGGAAGUACAUCGUCGUUGGAAUCAAUUGGAAGUAGUAAUACUACAACAUUUAUUUCGACGCCCAAUCGUUCUUCAGCUAUAGCAUUGGCUCCACCGAAUAUUACAUCGUCGAAUCGUAUUGGUGCGACGAUUGUUUAUGAUGGAAAUUCUUCUGGCGCAACAAUUGGUGGUGGAUAUACCAUCAAAUUGAAUGAGAUUUCAUCACAACCUGUGUCCCAGUCGAAUAUGCUUCCAGCGAUGAAUACUCUUUCGCCGGGACUGGAAAUUAUGAACAUAAUGAAAAAUUCGCAUCAGCAAGAUUUGCUGACACAGGAUAUGCUGAGUAUUUGUGAGAAUAGUUCGGUGUAUGCUAGUUCGGAAGACACUGGGGUAGGUGGUUUGAGUGAGAGCGAGUUGAUGGUGGGAACACAAGAUGCUGAAGAAAUACCUUUGGCCGAUACUCGUCUAUUGGAAGAGCAUGAUUUGACCAAUGUUUUGAAUAACUUACCAGUAGAUGCUUUUAAUGAACUGUUUACAGUAGUGCGUCAAGACGAACGAGAAGAAGUUGAAAGAGCUCUAGAACUUGCUGACAAACAAAUCAAAUCUCUACAACAAAUGACUGGCAAUGAUACGGACUUUUUGAGAGAUCUUCUAGAUGGCAGUGAUCAAAUCUUAGACGAUACAGACAUCUGUACAGAAAUAGUUUCUUCACAUUCACCCGAUACAAGUGGCAUCGACACAACAACACUAUUUGUCGAUGGAGGAAGUAAUAGUACGGCUGGUAGUUGUACUGGUCCAACUCCAACAGACAUUCGAGGACUGGUACAAACCUAAAUGAAGAAGAAUAAAUAAUUAGUAGAAUCCUAGCCGAUACAAAAAAGAAAAAAAUUAAUACAUUCAAAUUGGUAUUCUCAUAUAAUUAUAUAAAAAACAUGUAUCGAUUUUUCUCCCAAAAAAGCCCAUUAAAAUCGUUCUUCAUUAUAAAACAAAAAAACAGAAAAAAAAACAAAAUUUUUAUCAUACAUAAUUAUUACAUAAUAUUGUUCAAGUUCAGUGUAUUAUUUUGUGUAUAGUAAAACCAAAUAAGCAAAAAUUAACAUAGCGUAAUUUAAAAAAAAUGAAACAAAAA